This is a messenger RNA of Quercus lobata, 780 nucleotides long. Its product is annotated as late embryogenesis abundant protein D-34-like. The transcript is spliced from 4 exons. Lineage: Eukaryota; Viridiplantae; Streptophyta; Magnoliopsida; Fagales; Fagaceae. The record is from RefSeq and is a predicted model, not a curated record. The coding region runs from base 1 to 780 and encodes 259 amino acids.
AUGAGCCAAGAACAACCACGAAGGCCAAGAGAGAAGCAAGAGCAGGAAGACCGCAUAAGAUACGGCGACGUUUUUGAAGUCUCAGGCGAGCUAGCAUCGAAGCCCGUUGCACCCCAUGAUUCAGGGUUGAUGGAGACAGCUGAAAAGACAGCGUUCGGAGAGACCCAAAUGUGUGGAACAGCCACUGUGAUGCGAGCCGCUGCUAACUUGAACGUAAGAGCUGGUCUCGUUGAUCGGGAGAUCAACGAUCCCACUAAAGUUUCGGUAGCGCAAGGUGUGAGUGUUACUCAGACCGAUGUCCCUGGGCGCCGCAUAUUUACUGAAUCUGUUGACGGACAAGUUGUUGGACAGUAUGUGCAGUCAAUGCCCACCCAAGAAGCAGCAGUAGGGAUAGUGCAAAGUCCGAUUACUAUAGGAGAGGCACUAGAAGCGACUGUACAAUCAGCCGGAGCCAAGCCAGUUGAUCAGAGUGAUGCUGCUGCAAUUCAAGCAGCAGAGGCUAGAGCAACUGGUUCUGAUACUAUUAUUCCGGGUGGGAUCGCCGCCACAGCUCAGUCAGCUGCUGUUUUCAAUGCCGAAGUGAAGCGAGAAGAGAAUAAGAUUAAGCUGGGUGAUGUCUUAAAGGGUGCAACAGCAAAGUUACCUGCUGAAAAGGUGGCGACCAAGCAAGAUGCUGAAGCAGUGGGGAAUGCUGAGUGGAGGAACAAUCUGAAUCAGGCUCCUCAUCCUGGUGUCUUGGCUGCAUCAAUCUCGCAGCUGCUAAGCUCAACGAGAACUUAA